Molecule: messenger RNA, 405 nt
Organism: Ostreococcus lucimarinus CCE9901
Lineage: Eukaryota; Viridiplantae; Chlorophyta; Mamiellophyceae; Mamiellales; Bathycoccaceae
Exons: 1
Coding region: 1-405 (134 amino acids)
Source: RefSeq, a predicted model, not a curated record
AUGACGCGCUCGCGCGCGCUCGUCGCGACGCGCGUGACGACGCGAAGAGGGACGGCGACGACGCGACGCGCGCGCGCGACGCGCCCGAAGAUCGAAAGCCUCGGUGGGUUCGGGCCGAACAUCGACGCGAAGGAGAUUCAACGACGCAUGGCGGAGAAGCAGCGAAAGAUCGACGAGAACAAGCGCAAGGCGCGGGGCGCGAAGGAGGCGUCGACCGCGUUCGGGGCGCGAAGGGAGUUUCAGAGGACGAUCUCGAGCGCGAGACCGUCGCGCGCGGGACGGACGAUGCCGGGGGGCGGCGUCGCCGCGGGGACGACGUCGAGCAAGACGAAGACGACGAGCGGGAAGGGCGGGAAGGGCGGGAAGGAGGAGGCGCCGAAGAAGAAACUGUUCGGAUUGUUUUGA